Messenger RNA from Lindgomyces ingoldianus, 1230 nucleotides. Its product is annotated as CoA-transferase family III. Lineage: Eukaryota; Fungi; Ascomycota; Dothideomycetes; Pleosporales; Lindgomycetaceae. Bases 1 to 1230 code for a protein of 409 amino acids. The transcript has 7 exons. Gene Ontology annotation, molecular function: catalytic activity. The record is from RefSeq and is a predicted model, not a curated record.
AUGAAACCAUUUUCCAGGCUUUACUUGCCAUUGGCUGGAAUUAGGGUCCUUGAUAUGACGAGGGUUCUCGCAGGGAUCCUUGGUGACCUUGGAGCAGAAAUUAUAAAGAUAGAACAUCCAACAAGAGGUGAUGAUACGAGGUCCUGGGGGCCCCCAGAUGCACCAUAUAUCGACGGUGUCGAACGAACAUUUCCAGGAGAGAGCGCUUACUAUUUGUCCGUAAACCGCAACAAGAAAUCUCUAGGUCUAUCGUUUAACAACCCAACGGGAAUAUCAAUUCUACACGAACUUGCCCGGAAAUGUGAUGUAAUUGUUGAGAAUUAUCUACCCGGUAGCCUUUCCAAAUAUAAAUUAGACUACGAGACCCUCAGUCAGAUAAAUCCAUCCUUGAUCUACGCAUCUGUCACUGGCUAUGGGCAGACUGGUCCGUAUCGCGACCGCGCUGGAUACGAUGUCAUGGUGGAGGCAGAGAUGGGCCUAAUGCAUAUCACUGGAGAAAGAGACGGACCGCCUGUAAAGGUUGGAGUUGCUGUUACCGAUCUUACGACAGGGAUGUAUACGGCAAUUGGAGUGCUUGCCGCACUGUACGCGAGAAGAGAUACUGGACUCGGACAGUGGAUCGAUGCGAGUCUGAGUGAUUGCCAGGUUGCGAGUCUCGCAAAUAUUGCGAGUUCCGGACUUGUCAGCGGCAAGAAGGAUUCUGGGCGGUGGGGGACUGCUCACGCUACUGUGGUCCCGUACCGAGCGUAUAAGACAGGGGACACCAAUGUUGCUGUCGGUGGCUGCAAUGACAGGCUCUACGGUAUCUUGUGCGAUAAGAUUGGGAAGCCGGAGUGGAAGAAAGACCCACGGUUUAUCACAAACGCGCUCCGAGUCAAGAACCGAGACACGCUGGACCGAAUCAUUGAGGACGAGCUGAAGACAAAGACCACGAAAGAGUGGCUCGAUAUCUUUGAAGGCAGCGGGAUGCCAUAUGCAUCAGUGAAUGAUAUUCAAGGAACGCUAAAUCACGAGCAUGUGCUGGCCCGUAACAUGAUCGAACAAGUCAGCCAUCCUGCCUGUGGCCCCUUGAAACUCGUCAACCAUCCCGUCAAAUACUCUCGUAUUGAACCCAAGAUCCGAAGCCCCCCUCCAAUGCUGGGCGAACACACCGACGAAGUCCUGCGAGAGCUUCUCGGCUUCUCCGACACCGAAAUACAAGAUCUGAAGGAUCAGAAGACCGUUGCUUAG